Messenger RNA from Mauremys reevesii (Reeves's turtle), 1730 nucleotides. RefSeq names its product isoprenylcysteine carboxyl methyltransferase (gene ICMT). Lineage: Eukaryota; Metazoa; Chordata; Testudines; Geoemydidae. The transcript is spliced from 5 exons. The coding region runs from base 99 to 971 and encodes 290 amino acids. Gene Ontology annotation, cellular component: membrane; endoplasmic reticulum. Gene Ontology annotation, molecular function: protein C-terminal S-isoprenylcysteine carboxyl O-methyltransferase activity. Gene Ontology annotation, biological process: C-terminal protein methylation. The record is from RefSeq and is a predicted model, not a curated record.
CGAGAUUGGGCCCGUCAAGGCUCUUCUCGCGAGACUUGCGCCGGAAGGCGGGCCUCCGGGGGGACACUCUCGCGGUGCUUGGCGGCCCAGCCGCCGUCAUGGCCGCCGCGGAGGGGAGCUUGGUGCCGGAGGGCCGGGCCAGCCUGGCCGCCUUCCUGCUCGGGGCGUCGGUGGCGGCGCUGCCGCUGCUGCUGCCGGCGCCCGCCGCGCUGCUGGCCGGGCCCGGGCUCCAGGGCCGCGCGGCGCUGGCGCUGCACGUGGCGGGGAGCACCGCGCUGCUGCGGCGGCUCUACCGGCCGCCGCUCUUCCAGAUCGCGGUCCGGGCCUGCCUCCUGGGCUUCGCCUGCGGGUGCGGCUUGCUGCUGAGUUUCGGGCGCUCCUCCUGGGAGCACUUCGGCUGGUAUAUGUGUUCCUUGUCACUGUUCCAUUAUUCUGAGUAUUUGGUGACAGCGAUCAAUAAUCCCAGAAGUUUGUCCUUGGACUCUUUCCUCCUAAACCACAGUUUUGAGUAUACUCUAGCUGCUCUCUCUUCUUGGAUAGAAUUCACAGUUGAAAAAAUCAUUUAUCCAGAAAUGAAGCAAAUCACCUGGCUCAGUACAGUAGGGUUAUUGAUGGUGAUCUUUGGGGAUUGUCUGAGGAAAGCUGCCAUGCUCACAGCUGGCUCCAACUUCAACCAUAUUGUUCAGAAUGAGAAAUCGGAUACUCAUACUUUGGUGACAAGUGGGGUGUAUGGGUGGUUCCGGCACCCGUCUUACGUGGGAUGGUUUUACUGGAGUAUUGGAACACAGGUCUUACUCUGUAAUCCCGUCUGUGUUGUUGGCUACACUUUAGCAUCCUGGAGAUUCUUCAGAGAGCGAAUAGAAGAGGAGGAGUUUACGUUAAUUCACUUCUUUGGAGCGGAGUACCUGGAGUAUAAAAAGAAAGUGCCAUCAGGUCUGCCUUUUAUCAAGGGAGUUAAAGUGGAACUGUAACACGUGAAAAAUCAGACUCCCUGAGCGAACAUCCAGCUCCAGGCAUCAUAUGGAAAGGAACUAUGCAUAGCACUAUAUCGUGACACGUUUAGGAGUAGCCAGUCUUUGUUUACUGAUCAUCCAUUGGAAACUCAUUAAAGGCUAGGCAGCUGGAACACCUUGCACAUAAACUAGAAGCUCAGUCAAGAUAGGAGUCCUUCCUAGAUGCAUAGAGGGAUCUUCUGGAUUAUUUAAUCUAUAGUGAUCCUAAAAUGAAGCAUAAUGCUUGUGAAAAGAUGGCUCACUCUACCUACAACAGCUGAGUUGUACUGAAACAUGUUAACAGAUUCUGUUGAAGAACGAGCUAUGCACUUCCUAGUAACAACCAUUGCACUAGAAGGGUGCUGGUUGGAAGAUCAUAUUUCUAUGGUGAAACUUUAAAAUUAAAGCUUUUUGCCCUUAAAAAAGCUAAACAGCACAGCUUUAACCUCUCUGGACCUGACUCCACAGGUCUGCAGUGUGUGGAACUCCCACUGAAGUCAGUGUGGUAAUAUCCUGUUUGGAGGGCUUUCAGAACCCCGCCCCUUUAUUUCUGUCUUUUUUUAAAUGCAUGAAUUUACAUACCGUUUUGGGGAUAUGCUUACCUGAAAGACUGGCAGUGCGGCACAAAGCACUGUCUCCUAAUAUAAUGUUAAUAGGGGGCUCUUUCAAUAUUCAAACUUUCUUAAAUCACAAAUAAUCUUUCAUUAAACACCAUGAAAGCUCAGAUUGAAAACUUAA